AUGAAUGCAUCUGGAAAUUGUAUUUGGGAUUCUUGGAGUGAAAGUGAAGAUGAAGAAGAUAUAGAAAUUUUGAUUAUUGAAAGGCGACAAUAUAAAAUGCACGAAAGAUUGGAUCAUUUCAAUAAGUGGGACGACAUUGACUUUUUUCGACGAUUUCGGUUCCGGAAGGAAACUGUGGCAAACAUUUUAGAAUUAAUAAGACCAAAAUUGUUUAGAAGUCGAAACAUAACUCCAAUGGCAAAACUCCUUAUCACGCUACGGUUUUAUGCGUUAGGAACAAUGUUGAUUUCCGUCGGAGAUUUUUUUGGAGUUUGUAAAACAACAGUUUGCCUCGUUGUAAGAAGAGUCUCCUCUGCCAUUGCGUCCUUGAGAAAAGACAUUAUAAAAAUGCCAGAUUCUGAUGAAGAGAUGGCCGAAGCAAGCUACGCGUUUUACAAUCUUGCCAAAUUUCCGAGAACAAUAGGAGCAAUAGAUUGUACUCACGUGAAAAUACAAUCUCCUGGUGGGGAUAAUGCAGAACAUUUUCGAAACAGAAAAGGAUAUUUUUCUCUAAAUGUACAGAGUGUAAGUUCGGCCAAUUUAAAAUUUUUGAAUAUUGUUGCGAGAUGGCCUGGAUCAUGCCAUGAUCAAACAAUUUUCAACAAUUCAGUUUUAAAAAUGAAACUGGAGCGAAAAGAUUACAAAAAAUACAUUGUUGUAGCUGAUUCAGGUUAUUCCAAUACACCGUACAUGGCAACACCAUUACUUGAAUGUACAAACCAAGUAGAACAAUUAUAUAACGAAUCAAUUAUAAGAAGUAGAAAUGUUGUAGAGCGGAAAUACGGUGUUUGGAAACGACGUUUUCCUGUUUUAUCUCUUCAAAUGAGAAUUAAAACAGAAACUGUCCAAGAUGUUAUUGUUGCAACGGCAGUUCUUCAUAAUAUAGCUGUCGAUUUUAAUGAAGAGAUUCCACCAAAUGAGCUUGAAGCAAACAUACCACCCAUUGAAUCAUUUGACGUUGCCAGAAUAGCACCAGAUAAUAGAAACAAUGUUCGUACAGAGUUAUUAGCCGGUUAUUUUCCGGCACUACUUCAAUCCAAUACAUCAUUGAAUACAUCUUAAAACCAGUACAAUACACUGU
Messenger RNA from Episyrphus balteatus (marmalade hoverfly), 1120 nucleotides. RefSeq names its product putative nuclease HARBI1. The record is from RefSeq and is a predicted model, not a curated record. The transcript is spliced from 4 exons. NCBI's taxonomy places the organism in Eukaryota, Metazoa, Arthropoda, Insecta, Diptera, Syrphidae. Bases 1 to 1101 code for a protein of 366 amino acids.